Messenger RNA from Contarinia nasturtii (swede midge), 846 nucleotides. Its product is annotated as GA-binding protein subunit beta-1-like. The record is from RefSeq and is a predicted model, not a curated record. The transcript is spliced from 7 exons. Gene Ontology annotation, molecular function: protein binding. NCBI's taxonomy places the organism in Eukaryota, Metazoa, Arthropoda, Insecta, Diptera, Cecidomyiidae. Bases 51 to 728 code for a protein of 225 amino acids.
UUCUUCGUGAAGUGUUUUAUGCGGUGUUUGUAUUCAAUUUUUCCAUUUGGAUGGUUAAAAUGAAUUGUUUACUUGUUUCAUUUUUUGUGUGUGCCGCAGUGAAAGCCGAACCCAUUAAUUUAAAUCGGCAGCCUGAUAUCGAUUUUACAGGAAAUUUAUACGGAAUCAAAUUUCUGAGCGAACAAAUAGAAAUAAACAAUCCUGAGGUAUUUUUGAAGAGAAUUGUAACUGCUAAAUGUCUAAUAAUACAUGCAAACAAUGCAACUGCUGAUGGUGAGCUGAUGGUGAAGAAUCCGCUCCAUUACACAGCACAAUAUGGCCUCAUCGAUGCAAUUAAAUGUCUAAUCGAACGUGGAUUGAGUGUAAAUUCUGAAGAUAGUCUGAAACGUUCUCCUCUGCACUAUGCUGCACGCUGGGGUCAUGCAGAAGUAAUUAAGUGUCUUAUAGAACAUGGAGCAAAUGUAAAUGCUAUAGAUAUCAAAAAAAGGACAGCGCUUCACUACGCCGCUCGAUGGGGCAACGUGAAAGAAAUCCAAUUGCUAAUCAAAAAUGGAGCAAAUGUAUUCGUUUAUAAUGACAAAGGAGAAACUCCAAUUGCUGUAGCAAUCGAAUAUGGUGAGAAUGAAGCUGCUGAAGUCUUGAGAAUUGAAGCUGAAUUGAAUGGUAAUAAAGAUCAGAACGACAAUGGAUUGUGGUCAAUUACUCGACUUUUGCUUGGAAUUUUUUGAAUUGAGUAUUAUAGAGUUAGAUUUCAAUUUCAUAAUUGUUGUGAAUGGAUGUUUAAUCCAUCAGGAUAAAACAAACUGAUUUUCAAUAAAACAAACCAGUUAGUAAUUGUCGACCAAG